GAGAAUCACGAAGAGGACAACGACUGAAGAAGAAGAAGAGAGGAGAAAUAAGCAAUGGGGAGAAAGAAGGGAUUACCGGAGUUCGAAGAGUCGGCGCCGGAUGGCUUUGAUCCGGAAAAUCCUUACAAGGAUCCGGUGGCGAUGGUUGAGAUGAGAGAGCACAUCGUUCGGGAGAAAUGGAUCCAAAUCGAGAAGGCUAAGAUCUUGCGUGAGAAGGUCAAAUGGUGUUACCGCGUCGAAGGAGUCAAUCACUACCAGAAAUGUCGUCAUCUUGUGCAGCAGUAUCUCGAUUCCACUCGUGGCGUCGGUUGGGGAAAGGACCACCGCCCUAUCUCCCUCCACGGUCCCAAACCAGAGGCUGUUGAAGCUGAUUAAUGUUGUGCACCUCAUUGAUCUGAGUGAUGCAGAUGUCUGUGCAUUUGAUAAGGGACAUAAAGUGGAAUCUUCUCACAAGCUAUUGGCUCCCUGAUAUCUUCCAAACUCUAUGCAGAUUUCUCUUGUUCUUAGAAACUUGUAGGUCUUCGGACCAACAGAUUCCUGUAAUUGAGUUUUGAGUGUUGUUACACUCCACAUCAUCGGUUUCUGAUAAUCAAAUAAGUCUCUUUCCGCUC
This is a messenger RNA of Capsella rubella, 611 nucleotides long. Its product is annotated as NADH dehydrogenase [ubiquinone] 1 beta subcomplex subunit 10-B. The record is from RefSeq and is a predicted model, not a curated record. The transcript has 3 exons. Bases 55 to 375 code for a protein of 106 amino acids. NCBI's taxonomy places the organism in Eukaryota, Viridiplantae, Streptophyta, Magnoliopsida, Brassicales, Brassicaceae.